AUGGGUGCUCAGCAAUCCUCUGGCCGAGACCAGAGCGAAAGCUCCUCUGAGCCAGUCAAGACGUGUUACUAUGAGCUCCUUGAAGUUGGGCGCGACGCCUCUGACGAUGAGUACGCACUCUGCUCUUGGGCUUUUACUUGGGUCCUUGCUAAUCGAUACCGGGCCUCUAGAAUCAAAAAAGCUUACAGAAAACGAGCCCUUGAGCUUCACCCGGACCGAAACUUUCAUGAUGUCCAGAAUGCGACCCGUCGCUUCGCUGAAAUCCAGGCCGCAUACGAAGUCCUUGCCGAUCCCCAGGAGAGAGCUUGGUACGACUCCCAUCGCGAAGCCAUCUUACGGGGGGCCGAUCCGACCGAUUCAGGCAACAGCCCCGAGUACAACAACGUGAAGCUCACGUCCACCGAAGACAUAUUCUCCCUCAUCCGCCGCUUUGACUCUACUGUUCCCUUCACGGACGGCACUUCAGGGUUCUUUGGCAUUGCCAAGGCGACAUUCGAUCAUCUCGUUGAUGAGGAAAUCGCUGCUGGCGUCUAUGAAGUGGGAGACACUCCAGAUUAUCCUACAUUCGGCUCCUCUACCGACAGCUAUGAGCACACCGUCAAGGCCUUCUACAGCGCCUGGACCAGCUUCUCGACUUGCAAGACUUUUGCAUGGAAGGACGAAUACCGGCUCGUGGAGGCCCCGGAUCGUCGUAUCAGGCGUGCCAUGGAGAGAGAAAAUAAGAAGAUUCGUGAAGAAGCCAUACGAGAAUUCAAUGACGCAGUUAGAUUCCUCGUCACUUUUGUACGAAAGCGCGAUCCGCGUUACCUUCCAAACACACAGACAGCUGCCGAACGCCAGGAGUCUUUACGUUCCGCCGCUGCCGCUCAAGCUGCACGCUCACGUGCCGCUAAUAAAGAGAAACUAUCCGAGGCAUUCGUUCCUGACUGGGCUCAGGCAAGGGAUGAAGGCGAUACGGCCGGCCACUUCUCGAGCAGCGAGGAGGAGGAAUCAGAGGUAGAGGAGAUCGAAUGCGUUGUGUGCAACAAGAUCUUCAAGAGCGAGAAGUCAUUUGAAGCACAUGAACGAAGCAAAAAACACGUAAAGGCAGUGCAAUAUCUGAGGCGCCAAAUGAAGAACGAAGAUAUGGAUCUGGGUCUACGUGACGCUCCUAUCGCGCCCGAGAAGGCGACACCGAGCGACGAAUCUGAGGAGGGGGAUGGUACUCGGGGGCGCGGUGAAUUGGACGCCGCAAAGGGCAAGGAUGAUACAUCAGCAGAACAAAUUUCUCAUAUCGAUGAGACGGAGCUCACUGAUACGUCGUCGGAUAGUAUCGAAGAUGAUGAGUAUGCUUCGCGUGCCGAGGUUGAGCAGAGGCUAUUCGCAGUCCACAAUACCAUUACCAGGGCGAGCGAAGGCGAUGACCCAGAAGCUGCUGCUCAGGCUGUAUCAGCCAGUCUAGAAACGUUGUCACUUGAAGAUGACAAUGGAAGUGGCCAUGAGUCACAGCCAAAGAAGCUAGGGAAGGCAAAGGCGAAGCGUGAAAAAAAGGCAGCACGCCAAGCAGUGGAGGAGGCCGGAAAUAACGGUAAUACAUGCAUGGUGUGCAAUGCAUCGUUUCCUUCCAAAAGCCAGCUCUUCAGUCAUAUUCGAGAUCUCAAUCAUGCCCGGGCACCCCCAAAUGCAAAGGCCCCAGCAGGCGCUAAGAAAAAGAGACGCUGA
This is a messenger RNA of Colletotrichum acutatum, 1701 nucleotides long. RefSeq names its product DnaJ domain-containing protein. The record is from RefSeq and is a predicted model, not a curated record. The transcript has 3 exons. Lineage: Eukaryota; Fungi; Ascomycota; Sordariomycetes; Glomerellales; Glomerellaceae. Gene Ontology annotation, molecular function: zinc ion binding; nucleic acid binding. Bases 1 to 1701 code for a protein of 566 amino acids. Gene Ontology annotation, cellular component: cytoplasm.